Messenger RNA from Cydia pomonella (codling moth), 1760 nucleotides. RefSeq lists its product as uncharacterized. The record is from RefSeq and is a predicted model, not a curated record. Lineage: Eukaryota; Metazoa; Arthropoda; Insecta; Lepidoptera; Tortricidae. The coding region runs from base 514 to 1716 and encodes 400 amino acids. The transcript has 9 exons.
UAAACGUAAUUCUUAAUAUUAGCGUAGUAACUUCUUAUAGAAAUUUACAUCUAUUUGGGGUCUCUGUUAGUAGGACGUACCAUUUUAGUCACAAAAUUGACGUUCUAUUGACGUCUAUUUGGGGUUACUAUCAAGACGUAUGUAACCGACAAAAUAACGCGUUUCGUUUCUUGAUAUCAAUUUGUCAAUCUUGUAUUGUAAAAUAUUUAUAAAGUAAAAAAAAACAUUUCCGUUUGUUUCGGUAACUCUAAAGUUGUUAUACAGUAUUUUUUUUUAUAGAUUUUAUAAUUAAUAACACCAAAACAAGCUUAAAAAUGUUAUUUUUAGAAACAUCAGAAGUUGGAACGGAACGAAAUUCUGACAUUUUGAUUGAAGUGUCAUGUGUCAUGUAUCGUUUCCCUCCUUUUCCGUUUGCCCGGUCUGUUGUGUUGUAUCGCGUCCGUGGGUGCUGUGCAAUUCGAGACUUUUAAAGGUAUAUUUUAGUUUUAUCACACGAUAAACACAUACUCAGUGAUGAGUACAUACUCAGUGAUACAAUUCAGUGAUCAGGAUGGCGGAUCAAUAUCCAUUGUAAAGAAUCAGUGGAUUACGCCAAGGCGUCGGGAGGUAUUUUGGCCACCCGUCAAGGGAUCUAAAGCUUUUGAAAAGGUGUUGGCGGAUACCAAAACACCGGAUGAGAAAUGGAAACGAUACGCCAUCCAAAGAGUUUUUUGUGAGACUGACGAUAUAGAUAAAGCCAAAAGAAAACUGAAACUGGUCGAGGAGACAUCAGACUUACAGACUGAAGCAGAAGAAGAACCAAAUUUUAAGCGGAAAAGAAAUAACAGAUAUAUUUCCACAAGCGAUGAAGAUGACGGUCACAUAAGGCCACCACCAAUUAAGAAAAAAUUCUUCAACAAAACUGCUGCUGCUGCUUACUAUAGAGAUACCCGUCAAGCUCAGCCAAACAUUACCCAAGAUUCCCCUUCAACACCAGAAAAUACCCGUCAGGCUCAGCCAAACAUUACCCGAGAUUCCCGGGAAGCCCCUUUAACACCAGAAAAAACCCUCUCAUUGCUGAAUGUAGUUGACGGGCUUCCUGUCUUGACAAACAGUGUCCUGCAAGAUUUAACAGAAGACGGCGAGGGGCGGCUAACUCCGGUUUCACGCAUACGUAGUCCUUGGUCGCGAAAUCAACAACUACCGAAUCUCGGCAGCGACGUGCCAGCAACGCCAUCGUGUGGUCAAGGAUUAAAAGGUUUGCAAGAUACAGUGGUGUCACUACUGGCCCACAUAAAGGCCCAGAAUGAUAUAAUCAUCUCGAUUUUGCGAGAAAAACAUACAAGAUUGGAUUUAAAACCAGAGUUCAAAUUUCCCAUCAAAACUUCGGAGGAGUUGGAAAUUGUGGAAAAAUUAUUAACGUCACAAGAAAACCAUGCUAACGUGGUAGCCUACUUCAAGAGCCUUGGUGGACAGGGCGUUAAUAAUAAAGUAUCUAGAGUUAUGAAAGUUGCAAUGUCUGACUCUAUGGCAAGCAAGUACAACUUUUACGGUAAAAGAUCAGACAAGAAGCCAUUUGCAGAACUACGUCUCCGGGCGUGUGUUGUUGAGAGCUUAAAAAGUGCCACAACAACAGAAAAAGAUAUUGAAGACGGUAUAAAAGUUUGGCUCAAGCACGCACCGGAGAGAACAAAAAAAGCGCUUGAUAACAGUGUACAUCAGAAUGGCAUACAAUAAAAAUAAAAAAGUUUUGGUAGGUGACCGUCAAAUGUUUCGAAGAG